This is a messenger RNA of Etheostoma cragini (Arkansas darter), 886 nucleotides long. RefSeq lists its product as uncharacterized. NCBI's taxonomy places the organism in Eukaryota, Metazoa, Chordata, Actinopteri, Perciformes, Percidae. Gene Ontology annotation, biological process: regulation of apoptotic process. The record is from RefSeq and is a predicted model, not a curated record. The transcript has 4 exons. The coding region runs from base 1 to 786 and encodes 261 amino acids.
AUGAACCGCACGCCGCACGCCACGCCUAAUCCGAACCUGGACACCCACUCGGCAGCCUCUUCUCCUCUUUUUCGGAUUACCUGGACGUCGCCUCAACGCCAGAUGUCACUUGAUGAAAGAUGGAGGAGAGCCCUGACCUCCAUCCUGGAGCAGCUGACUCCCUCAGACUUCACUGAUAUGCUGUUCUACCUGGACCAGAUGCCUCAGGGAGUAAAGACCAGCAAGACCAGAGAGCAGAUCCUUGAUCUAAUCAUCCAGUACUACGGGAUAGAAGGGUCCAUCUCUGAAAUAUAUGAGAUAAUGAGGGAGAUACCGAGGAGGGACGCUGCAGUCCAGGACCUGCUGCGCCCCUUUGUGGAGGAGCUGAAGGAACAAGGUCCAAGUGGGACGAUUCAACAGAGGAAUGUCCCAGCAGAGGGCAGCGUCCCAGCAGAGGACAGCGUCCCAGCAGAGGGCAGCGUCCCAGCAGAGGACAGCGUCCCAGCAGAGGACAGCGUCCCAGCAGCGGGCAGCGUUGCAGCAGAGGAAAAGCUGUUAAAAGUCCGGAAAGAGUUCAUAAAAAGAGUGUCUGGUCCAGUUCUGAACCAGAUCCUGGACCAACUCCUGGAGCGUGGUUUCAUAAAUGACGAGGAGAUGCAGUCUGUCUCAACUAAGACCACCAGGGAGGCCAAAGCCCGGGAACUGAACGACCUGGUGCGGAGAAAGGGGAAUAAAGCCAGCGCCCUUCUGAUCCAGACUCUCGGUGACGUCGAUAAAGCCGUUGCAGAAGAGCUGAAGUUGAUCUAAAGCUAAUGAAAGAAACUAUGCAGUUGUUGCUGCUAAGGGGGGCCCAACCAGUUAUUAGGUUUAGGGGGCAAUCACUUUUUCACACAGGACCAUGAAGGUU